Zootermopsis nevadensis is the source of this 2098-nucleotide messenger RNA. NCBI's taxonomy places the organism in Eukaryota, Metazoa, Arthropoda, Insecta, Blattodea, Termopsidae. The record is from RefSeq and is a predicted model, not a curated record.
UUAACUUCUUGGACGUGGCCAUGCAACGGACGGAGAGGGGAAAAUAGAGCUAGUCAAUUCGUGAGAGAUCAGUGUUCAUUGUACGUUGUUACUCGCUAGCAGCCAGCCGGAACGUCACCUCUGCAGGUUCACUCAUAUCACUGAAAUAUGAAAACGAUAUAUUUCAGUUUACUGGCUUUAAGAGAAUAAGAAACAAGACGAUCGGUGAGCAUGGAAACCAUCGAAUGUAAUGGAACAAAUACAGUGGCCGUGGAGAACUUGUCGGGUAGCUUCAUUUCCAAAGCAGCUACGACUACUAACAAUUCAGCGCCCUCAUUCAGCAACAGGAAAGUGGAACAUAAAAGCAAGAUUAUUUCGGACCUCGUUGUUUCUUCUCAGCUGACGUCCGAAGAGCGUGUUUCAGCUUCAAAUGCAGAAAUUUCGUCAAUACGUAGUGCAAAACAGAUGCACUUGUCAGAGGACAGAGGCACGACGGUCCAGGAGUUCUACAGGGGAGCCAAUGUUCUGAUCACGGGUGGAACGGGGUUCAUGGGCAAAGUUCUGGUGGAGAAACUGCUCCGGUCCUGCCCACAUCUCAGCAGCAUCUACCUGCUGGUCCGAAGCAAGAAAGGCAAGGACGUAGGACUCAGGAUGCAGGAAAUUUUCGAGGACCCGCUGUUUGAAAAGUUGAGAGAAGUACAGCCUGGCUUCAGAGAGAAGAUCCUUCCUGUGGAAGGCGACUGCUCAAAGCCGGGUCUGGAUUUGAGUCCUUGCGACAGACAACGCAUUGUGGAUAAUGUGCACAUUGUGUUCCACAUGGCAGCCACUGUUCGAUUCGACGAGAAGCUGCAAAUCGCUACAGCCAUCAACGUGGUUGGCACUCGAGAGUUGCUACUGCUAUGUCGGGACUGUCCCAACAUCAAGGUGGUGGUUCAUGUAUCCACCGCGUUCAGUCACUGCCACCGCACAUCCAUCGACGAAGAGUUCUACGACCCGCCCACCACUGGCGAGAGGAUUGUUCAGUUAGUCGAAAAGCUGGACGAUAAUACUUUGACCACCAUUACUCCCAAGAUUUUGGGUGCCUGGCCGAACACAUACACUUAUACCAAAGCAAUAGCUGAAGAUAUAGUGAGGACUGUCGGCAAGGAUCUUCCUGUCGGAGUGUUCAGACCCUCCAUCAUCUUGUGUACAAGGAGUGAGCCUGUGCCAGGGUGGAUUGACAACCUGUAUGGACCGACAGGAGCAGUGGCGUGUGUGGGUCUCGGGAUGAUUCGCACCAUGCACUUUAAAGGAAAAAUGGUGGGGGAUAUGGUUCCCUGUGACAUGGCAGUUAAUGCCCUCGUUACUUCUGCCUGGCAUAUCCAUGAGCAGCGAAGCAGAUCUGGCACUGGAGCUAUUCCUGUAUACAACUACGUGUCUUCUUGUGAGAAUCCGAUAAGCUGGGGUGACUAUAUUAACAAGAACAUUAAGUACAGCUGGCAGGUACCAUUCGAUAACGCAGUGUGGAUGGUUACUCUUACCGAGGUACAUGUGCACUCCUUGUACAAAUUGUAUGCAUUGCUGAUUCACCUUCUUCCAGCACUAAUAGGAGACAUUGCCCUGCUUAUUUUGCGACAAAAGCCCAGGUUCAUGAAGACCUACAAGAAACUGCACAAGUUUACAGAUGUCAUUUCAUAUUUCUGCACAAGACAAUGGAAGUUUUCCAACCAGAAUGUGCAUCACAUGUGGAACAAACUCAGUGAAGAUGACCGAAAGAUUUUUGACUUCAACAUCAGUAACCUAAAUUGGGAUCUGUACUUGAGGCAGGGUCUCAUGGGACUCCGCACGUUUGUGCUCAAGGAAGACCCAAAAAAUCUCCCACAAACUAUUAGGAAGAGAUACAGGCUGUACUGGCUUCAUCAGUGUGUGAAGUUCUUCUUCUUCUUCAUAUUUUUGUGGCUUUGUUGGUCGGCCAUCAUCUCCAUCUUCUGAUUCAAUGGAGGAGAACCUUAGGAAAACCUGUCAUUGUAGGAAAACAGUUCAUGAGUUACUUGUUUCGAACACUGAAACUCUUACUGUUGAUCCUUUGUGUGGUAUGUAAUAAGUAUAAAAUAAAUUUCAUUAUUAAGAAUACAUGCAA